AUGGCCUUCGCGACGCCGUUCUCUGGGAGUCUUGACCAGAAGCCAGAAGAUCGUGCCUUCCUUUCGACCAUCGUGACCCAAUGCCCAGCGAACGCCUUGGUCUUGGACGUGGGCUCCGGCCCACAAGCUCAAGCCGCGCGCUUCUUGGCAUCGCCGCGGCGUCGGGUGUGUUGUGUGGACAUAGAUGCUGCAGCCCUGCGCAGCGCGGCCAUGCUUCUGGGACCCUUGGCUGACGGGGUCCAGGCAGACAUGUCAGAUCUUGGAAGAAUCUUUCGGAGCGAGAUGUUCGACUUGGUGGUUGGCUUUUACUCCUUGCAACAUCAUUCCGAUCCUGUGGCGCUUGUAAGAAGCAUGGUGCCCUCGAGCCGUCGUUGUUUGGCCUUUUCAGUCUUGCUGGACUGUGCAGAAGAUGGCCGGCCCCUUCCAGUGCCUCUGAAGUCCUUCUAUCGGUCCUUCAUGCAGCCAGGCGAUUUGGGGAGGGCCUUGCGUGCUUCGGGUUGCGCCGAAAUCUCCUGGCUGCGACGCGUGGUCUAUGUCGAUGAACACGAAUUCCCCUGUGCGCGCGAGUACGCCCUGGGAAUCAAAGAUUGA
This is a messenger RNA of Durusdinium trenchii, 591 nucleotides long. The record is from the annotation of a GenBank genome assembly. Lineage: Eukaryota; Dinophyceae; Suessiales; Symbiodiniaceae.